Molecule: messenger RNA, 1952 nt
Organism: Chaetura pelagica (chimney swift)
Lineage: Eukaryota; Metazoa; Chordata; Aves; Apodiformes; Apodidae
Gene: SLAIN2
Product: SLAIN motif family, member 2
Exons: 7
Coding region: 4-1356 (450 amino acids)
Biological process (GO): cytoplasmic microtubule organization; microtubule nucleation; positive regulation of microtubule polymerization
Cellular component (GO): microtubule plus-end
Source: RefSeq, a predicted model, not a curated record
UAUAUGUCCCCAAAGAAGAAACUGACUCCAGUGCAAAAAUGUGUCAGUCCAUUAGUUUGGUGCAGGCAGGUAUUGGAUUACCCAAGUCCUGACAUUGAAUGUGCUAAAAAGUCGCUGAUCCACAGGCUGGAACAGACAAUGUCAGCUCUCAAGAGACAGAGUUUAUACAGCAGCCCUUUCAAUGCGGUCAGUUACACGAGCUCCUACAGUCCAAAUACUAGUAGUCCCUACAGCAGUGGUUUCAACUCUCCCUCGUCAACACCAGUAAAAGCUGCUUUAGUGAAACAGCUCAUACCUCCUGGUACCUCAGGUCACCUUAAAAGUUCAGCAGAUAGAAAUCCUCCACUAAGUCCACAGUCCUCUCUGGACAGCGAAUUAAGUGCAUCAGAGAUGGAUGAAGACUCUAUUGGGUCUAACUACAAGCUGAAUGAUGUUACAGAUGUGCAGAUUUUAGCACGAAUGCAGGAAGAAAGCCUCCGACAAGAGUACGCAGCAACUGCUUCUCGGCGAAGUUCUGGUUCUUCUUGCCAUUCCACAAGGCGAGGCACAUUCAGUGAUCAGGAGCUCGACGCACAGAGUUUAGAAGAUGAAGAAGAUGGCACACAUCACACAGUGCACCCUGCUGUCAACAGGUUCUCGCCAUCACCUCGCAGUUCUCCCUGGCCUUCACCAAAACAAUCUCCAAGAAAUUCACCUCGCUCCCGGUCACCUGCUCGAAGCAUCGAGUACAGCCGAGUGUCGCCCCAGCCUAUGAUUAGCCGUUUACAGCAACCUCGUCUCUCUCUUCAAGGCCAUCCUACAGAUUUGCAAACUAGCAAUGUCAAAAGUGAAGAAAAACUAAGGCGUAGUCUUCCAAACCUGUCCAGGACAUCUAACAUCCAAGCUGAGUCUGUGAAAAACAGCAGAAGUGACUCAAACUUCCAAGUGCCAAAUGGAGGAAUACCUCGUAUUCAACCUCAAGCCUCAGCCAUACCUUCUUCAAGUAAAUUCCGCUCACCUGCAGCACCGUCUCCCCUAGCUCUCCGACAACCAGUGAAAGCAUUUAGUAACCAUGGACCUGGUUCAGUUGCUUCUCCAGAAGCCACACAGCUGCCACACAGUAGUUCUUCACCAGGGCCUCUUGCAGCCCAGAGUUCAGGCUUGCCAAGCCCUGCCAGCAGUAUUAACAGCACUACUCUUACCAGACCGGCAGGGACAGCAGGGAUGAGGAGUGGUUUGCCCAGACCCAGUGCCCCUUCUACAGGGGGCAUCCCAGUGCCUCGUAGCAAACUUGCACAGCCUGUUCGCAGAUCAUUACCUGCUCCUAAAACCUAUGGCAACGUGAAAGACGAGAGUUGGAAAGAUGGCUGCUACUGAACUGCAAAGCUUAAUGCAAAGUUCCAGUGCUCAUGGAUGCUUCCUCACCAGGCUAAAAGACAGCUUGAUUAUACAAACUGUUCAGAUGUGACUUUUGGGAUUUGUAAAAAUUCCAGACCUCUCUGUCUCUAAUUAGCACAAACUGACAGAGAUUAUAAAGCAGCACUUUAAUGACAUCUAACAUCAGAUGUUUGGUGAUCAUACAAUCACUUCUACAUUAAAUUGCUAUCAGUUCUGGGGUUCUUCUCUUGCUUGCUAAAAAUGUAUCAGUACGAGCAUUUAUGACAGUGGCUGAUGUCUGGGCAGAAACCUAACAAAUGCCAAAGAAAUGCCCAUCUUGAAAAACAGCAAGUAUAACAGUCAACUUAUGUUGUCCAAAACUUCAUUUUCAGCCUGUUUUAAUUCAGCAGAAAGAUUGGUGAAUAUGUACUGUUGAAACAGGACUAUGUCAGUCAAAGUUAAGAUUCUGAUUGGAGACUGCUACAGUGCCAGGGAAAGAUAGCAUUUAACCAUUGUAUGAGGUUCUCAUUGGGGAAAGUGGUACGUGCCUCCUUCAGGAAGAAUCAGAAGUUUAACUCUGGAGGAUUAGGCUGAAC